UUUACCUAAGAGUUCGUUCAUCUGUAUCGAUAUCAUAGGCAUAUUUAUUUUCGUAUUAGAAACCAUUUGAAUCCUUUAAUCUAAAAAGUUGAUGUCAAUUUUCUAUGAAAAGUUUCUGCUUUAGACUACUGUAUAUUUUCUAAGCCAUGUAGUCUAACCGAUACAAGCUGCAUCCUUUUCUUAUCUCAUGAUCUUGGCUUUUAUUCUUCUCAUAAACAACUAUAUAAGGAUAAACAUAUUGGAACAGUACACGAAUCCUGCAAUGGUGACUGGAAUUUCCUACCCGAAGAGGUGUCUUUAGAGAAACAUGUUGAAGACGAUUCCGCAAAAGAUUUAAGGCUUCUUCUCAACUUGUCCAUAAUCCAAUUGUCUCCCUGUUAUUUAAGUACUCGUGUGAUGCAAGCGUAGUUCUAACACGUCUCUAUGAAGGCCAAUCAUCAUGUCGAACAUCACACUUUGAAUCAAGGGGAGAAUAUUACUGAGGUGAUUACAUCCGUGAGCUACUACAUAGGGGUGGGAGGAGGAGGAGGAGGUUGUACUCCGGUAUAAACAGUCCCCACACUGCAAUAGAUCGCUACCAGAAGAGAGGAAAGAUGAGUACGAGUGCCACGCAGAAGAGGAGCAGCAGCGGCACCUUUCUGGGCCUCGGCUGCGGCUGCAAGGACUCGAAAUCGGUGUCGGUGUCGGUGUCGUCGAGCUCCGUCGAUGCGAAAUCCGUGACACCGGCGCCAUUGACGCGGAGGGCCAGGGAGCUGUCGUCCGCGGACACCAUGACCUUGUCCUCCCCCUCCACCUUCUCCUACGGGGAGGAGGAGGUGAAGAUGGAGAGCUCCGCUAGCACGCCCAGCCUCUUCGGUCUCCUGCGCCAGCUGAACGAGCUGGAGCAGGACGUGACUUCGUGGGGACGGUGCACUCUCCCAUCCCCCGCUCAUAUCAAAGAAGGGGAGAAGAAGAGAUUGCAUCAGCGAAGCGGCAGUGAAGGAGGAGGGCGGAAAGUGGAGGAGAGCGUGGCGGUGGUGAAGGAGACGAAGGACCCACUGGGAGAGUUCCGGAGAUCAAUGCUUCAGAUGAUCAUCGAUAAGGAGAUCGUCGAUGGCGAGGAGCUACGGGAGCUGCUCCGCCGCUUUCUUGCUCUCAACUCACCACGCCACCAUGACACAAUUCUCCGAGCAUUCGCCGAGAUCUGGGAAGAAGUAUUCGCCGGCUACGAGACCACUCCCGACCUUCUUCACCACCGCAACCGUACCAGACUUCCCGUUCCUCGGCACUUGUAACAAGAACAAGAAUCUAUGUAUCUUAUCGCUAUUCUUCAUCUAUGUUCUUCAAUGAAUUAAUUACACGAUGGUAAAUGCUGAGGUUCAUGUUCUAUCUUAGUUUUGUCACUUCCCGUUUGUUUACGAAGAUUAGUCUAUCAUGGAAUUAAGCAGAGGAAACCAUUAGAGUACUUUCGGUCCGUGAGUUUGGUUUCUUGGCAGUGGCCAGGGUGGGCAAGGAGGACAAGGCGGAUUCGAAGGGCACAUUCUGUCGAAGCAAUGGCCACUGCUUGUGCAUGGGAGCAGAACACAAUGCGCCGGAGCUCGUAUAGAUGUCAUCUUCCUUGUUGGUUUCAGAGACCAACCACUGCAGUCAUUACUGCUGCCAUCACAUCUAAAAGUUUCUGUUUGCUACUGUUAAACCAUGUGGUUGAUUAAUUA
Molecule: messenger RNA, 1694 nt
Organism: Musa acuminata AAA Group (dessert banana)
Lineage: Eukaryota; Viridiplantae; Streptophyta; Magnoliopsida; Zingiberales; Musaceae
Product: transcription repressor OFP8-like
Exons: 1
Coding region: 594-1274 (226 amino acids)
Biological process (GO): negative regulation of DNA-templated transcription
Source: RefSeq, a predicted model, not a curated record